UUCAGGGGAUCACUUAAAAGUGCUCGGAUGGGAAACUUAGGAUGCUUUCGGGUCUAGUUAUCAACUGAGGCGGCAAGUACAGGCCUCAAUCACUCAGACCUAGAGGUGUCUAAUUCACGUGUCCUUUACUCCCGGGUUCUCCAAUUUGUUUCCUUACUCCUUAGAUCAUUGAUGAAGUAAGCGUAGAAAAUGGGGCCCCGGCUUUUUAAAAAUGUGCUCCAAGUAGCGAAGCCUAACACGAAAGUCGUGGGGAUAAAGUACGUUGGCGAUAAUGGAGUCCUGGUCCUUUAAGAGUACGUGCCAAGGGGUGGAGUCUAGAACGGAAGUUGUAAAUCAGGGCCGAGGUCCGGCUGUUGAAGGGCGGAAGUAGAGUGUCCAAUGCUGCAAUCAUGGCGCAGGAGGAGGAAGAUGUUAGAGAUUACAAUUUGACUGAGGAGCAGAAGGCGACCAAGGCCAAGUAUCCUCCAGUCAAUCAGAAGUACGAGUAUUUGGAUCAUACAGCGGAUGUCCAGUUACACGCAUGGGGAGACACUCUGGAGGAAGCAUUCGAACAAUGUGCAAUGGCCAUGUUUGGUUACAUGACAGAUACUGGGACUGUGGAGCCCCUCCAGACAGUAGAAGUAGAAACCGAAGGAGAUGACUUACAGUCUCUUCUGUUUCACUUUUUGAAUGAGUGGCUUUAUAAGUUCAGUGCUGAUGGAUUCUUCAUACCCCGGGAAGUGAAAGUACUUAAUAUUGAUCAGACAAAUUUCAAAUUGCGGUCAAUUGGGUGGGGAGAAGAAUUCUCAUUGUCCAAGCACCCUCAGGGAACUGAAGUCAAAGCAAUAACAUAUUCAGCAAUGCAGGUCUAUAGUGAAGAGAAUCCAGAGGUUUUUGUGAUUAUUGACAUUUAAGAUACCAAAAAAAGACUCCUAUGAAGAACUUCCUUUUGAGAAGAUACCACAAUAUAAAUUCUACAAUCUGACGAUAUAUGGAGAUUUGCAGAACAAAUUUUUAACUUACAGUGUGACUUUUAGAAACGGAAAAUCAAGGCACAUCCUUGGUGUGUGUUAAGGAAAUAUUCAAACGUUAAAGAAUUCUUUAGGUGGCAAGUAUGGCUCCUCGUUUAUUAAUUCGCUGCUGUAGCAGCAGGUGCCUCACACCUUCCCAAUGGAAUGCCUUCCCUCCAGCGUGAUCCCAAAAGGAAUCAUUGAUGUUAGCAGCAGCCCGAGAGACUCUGAAGCCUCCAUGCUAUUAUUGAAUACAGUUUGGGGGGAAAAUUGUAAUUUGAGAAAUCCUACAAUCAGGUUUUUGCUUUUCCUCCAAAAUGGUUAAGACACAUUAUUUUGUAUAUGUAUAUUGAGAGGUUGUGGAACAGUGUCAUCCUGUAUUCCAGUUGGUAUCCUUAAAAGGAAUAAUUAUAGUUGAACAAUUGGAAGACUCCUCUAGAAAGAGCCCUGGUUUUCUAUUUCACUUUUUUAAAGGACUGGUGUAUUGGCAAUUUCCUUUUUUCCCAUAAGACAAAUUCAGUAUCCUUACAAAUGGGCCUUUUAAACAUGUAAUUUUACAUUAAAGCCAGUAUAUUUAUACUGUUAGUGAAGGAAAAUUUUUCUUUAAUUUGAUUUUUAAAAAUUACCUAAGUUCUUCAUUUCUAAGGAGAUGGGAGACCAGGAAAACAACUUUAAAAUGCUCUGCACUUUUCAAAGUAGUUAACUUUGAAAAAAUGAAACUGCUUUGGUUUGAUUUGCAACAUUAUUCUAUUGUGAGGUGUUUUUUCUUGUGAUACAAGAGUUUGCUAAGUUGCUAUUUAUUCACACGUACAAGAAUGCCACUGGGUGGUGCCAAAUAUCAUUGUAGUGGGCUGAAGUUGACCUAAAAGGAGGAGAUUGUGAGUUUUGGAAGUGCUCUCUGAGCACUGCAUUAUUUUUCUCUGAGUAUUUAACAGGAAGUAGGGGUAUUGAAGACUAGGCCAAGAGCCUGUGGUUUGAAUAUGCAACAGGAUCACUGGGGUAGUGCUUCUUAACCUUUAACCUCAGGCACAUUUGGUAAAUUUGAAUUGUGGCUCUCCAAGCAAAAAAUGGAAAAAAUGUCUAGAAGAACCAAUUUACGUUUUGUUAGGAUGAGUUUCUAGGCUGAGAUGGGCUCUUUUUUUCAUGGACCACUUUGUACAUCAUGGGCUACUUGGGGUGGUGAAAAUGAACAAGGGGAUAACAUGAGGGCAGUGGAAGAGCCAAAUCAGAAGGAGAGGGGCCCUUGGGAUGUACUAAGGCGAGUCGGGUAUAAACUUGACCAGGAGAAAAAGCAUGGCCAUGUCUCUUACCAUCAGUGCUAUAUGUUGGGGUUCAGUAAAAACAAGUCAGAUGUAAUUAUCCAAUACAAGUUAUGUUUUUUGUAUUUUUUUUAAAAGUUUGUUUUAAAAUAAGUCAAAAUAAAGAUCCUGGGUAGAAGGAAAA
Molecule: messenger RNA, 2432 nt
Organism: Rhinolophus ferrumequinum (greater horseshoe bat)
Lineage: Eukaryota; Metazoa; Chordata; Mammalia; Chiroptera; Rhinolophidae
Gene: TSLIG1
Product: zinc finger and BTB domain containing 8 opposite strand
Exons: 7
Coding region: 390-893 (167 amino acids)
Biological process (GO): tRNA splicing, via endonucleolytic cleavage and ligation
Cellular component (GO): tRNA-splicing ligase complex
Source: RefSeq, a predicted model, not a curated record